Molecule: messenger RNA, 3499 nt
Organism: Globicephala melas (long-finned pilot whale)
Lineage: Eukaryota; Metazoa; Chordata; Mammalia; Artiodactyla; Delphinidae
Gene: SERBP1
Product: SERPINE1 mRNA binding protein 1
Cellular component (GO): nucleus; cytoplasm
Molecular function (GO): mRNA 3'-UTR binding
Source: RefSeq, a predicted model, not a curated record
UCGGCCCGGCCAUCUUGUGGGAAGAGCUGAAGCAGGCGCUCUUGGCUCGGCGCGGCCCGCUGCAAUCCGUGGAGGAACGCGCCGCCGAGCCACCAUCAUGCCUGGGCACUUACAAGAAGGCUUCGGCUGCGUGGUCACCAACCGAUUCGACCAGUUAUUUGACGACGAAUCGGACCCCUUCGAGGUGUUGAAGGCAGCAGAGAACAAGAAAAAAGAAGCCGGCGGGGGCGGCGUUGGGGGCCCUGGGGCCAAGAGCGCAGCUCAGGCCGCAGCCCAGACAAACUCCAACGCGGCGGGCAAACAGCUGCGUAAAGAGUCCCAGAAAGACCGCAAGAACCCGCUGCCCCCCAACGUCGGCGUGGUUGACAAGAAGGAGGAGACGCAGCCGCCCGUGGCGCUUAAGAAAGAAGGAAUAAGACGCGUUGGAAGAAGACCUGAUCAGCAACUUCAGGGUGAAGGGAAGAUAAUUGAUAGGAGACCAGAAAGGCGACCACCUCGUGAACGACGAUUUGAAAAACCACUUGAAGAAAAGGGUGAAGGAGGAGAAUUUUCAGUUGAUAGACCAAUUAUUGACCGGCCUAUCCGAGGCCGUGGUGGUCUUGGAAGAGGUCGAGGAGGUCGUGGACGAGGAAUGGGCCGGGGAGAUGGCUUUGAUUCUCGUGGCAAACGUGAAUUUGAUAGGCAUAGUGGAAGUGAUAGAUCUUCUUUUUCACAUUACAGUGGCCUGAAGCAUGAGGACAAGCGUGGAGGUAGCGGAUCUCACAACUGGGGAACUGUCAAAGAUGAAUUAACAGAGUCCCCCAAAUACAUUCAGAAACCAAUAUCUUAUAAUUGCAGUGACUUGGAGCAAUCAAAUGUGACUGAGGAAACACCUGAAGGUGAAGAACAUCCAGUUGCGGACACUGAAAAUAAGGAGAAUGAAGUUGAAGAAGUAAAGGAAGAAGGCCCAAAAGAAAUGACUUUGGAUGAAUGGAAGGCUAUUCAAAAUAAGGACCGGGCAAAAGUAGAAUUUAAUAUCCGAAAACCAAAUGAAGGUGCUGAUGGGCAGUGGAAGAAGGGAUUUGUUCUUCAUAAGUCAAAGAGUGAAGAGGCUCAUGCUGAAGACUCGGUUAUGGAUCACCAUUUCCGGAAGCCAGCAAAUGAUAUAACGUCUCAGCUGGAGAUCAAUUUUGGAGACCUUGGCCGCCCAGGACGUGGUGGCAGGGGAGGACGAGGUGGCCGUGGGCGUGGUGGACGUCCAAACCGUGGCAUCAGGACUGACAAGUCAAGUGCUUCUGCUCCUGAUGUGGAUGACCCAGAGGCAUUCCCAGCUCUGGCUUAACUGGAUGCCAUAAGACAACCCUGGUUCCUUGUGGACCCUCCUCUUUGAGGCUUGCAUGCUUAAGGAUCCCAAACGACUAAGAAAUUUAAAAAAAAAAAAAAAAAAAAGACUGUCAUUCAUACCAUUCACACCUAAAGACUGAAUUUUAUCUGUUUUGAAAAUGAACUUCUCCUGCUACACAGAAGUAACAAUAUGGUAGUCAGUUUUGUAUUUAGGAAAUGUAUUGGUAGCGGGGAUGUUUUCAUAAUUUUCAGAGAUUAUGCAUUCUUCAUGAAUACUUUUGUAUUGCUGCUUGCAAAUAUGCAUUUCCAAACUUGAAAUAUAGGUGUGAACAGUGUGUACCAGUUUAAAGCUUUCACUUCAUUUGUGUUUUUUAAUUAAGGAUUUAGAUGUUCCCCCUAUUACAAACUGGUUUUAAAUAUUGGACAUAAUAGCAGUUUUAAUACCUGCUUUGCAUUUUCACACAUGGUCAACUGAGACAUGUAAACUUUGAUUGUCAAAUUUUAUGCUGUGUGGAAUACUAACUACUUUAUGUAUUUUAACUUAGUUUUAAUAUUUUCAUUUCUGGGGAUAAGGUCUUUUUUCACUUCUCAUGAUAGCUGUUAUAUAUGCUAGAUCUUUAUAUACAAAAAUAUCCGUACUUGAACAAAUUCAAAGCACAUUGGUUUAUUAACCCUUGCUCCUGCAUGGUUCAUUAGGUUCAAUUUAUAAUUGAUUCACAAUUUUAAUUACAUUUACUUUUAAAAUAUGUCACUUUCCUGUUUUAAAAACCAAUCUAGACACCUUACUGGUGAAAGUUGUUUAAGCUACUUAUUGUUGAUAGACACAUACUGUCAAGUGAAGUAGUUUUAUGGGUGUUGGGUUUUUCCUCCUCCAGUAGGGUGGGUGGAACAAGUUAAUUUGGCUAAUGCGUAAUAUUUAAACUGCUCUGUAAAGUAAGUGGCCGCUCAGUAUGAUUUGUAUGUGUGAAAGGUCCCAAAUCAAAAUUGUACAUCCAUAAUCAACCCUUCAACCCUUGUUCUAAAGAAACCAAAGGGCACUGGUUAGUAUGGUAAGUGGGGGGGUAUGUUAAUUUUUGGAAUUUGGAAAGCAGACAGCUUUACUUUAUAAGGUUGGAACAGCAGCACCAUCCAUGAAAUACAAACCAAAAAUUUUACUGUUUCUGAAUUUCCUAUAUUGCUAUUCAUUUUGGUCUUAAGUUGAUAGAUUCCACAGAAAGUGAUAAGUAUCUUUUACCUCUUCCUCCCUUAGAGAAUUAGGUUAAUAAUGGAUUUCUUGAUCGAGAGCAUCACCACUGACUAAAACAUACAUGGAGAGAAUAAUCAAACAGGCUUUCUAGGACCUUUUUUUUUAAGUCUUCUGCAACAUUUAUUGAUAAACAGGAAAGGGGUUUUAUUUACAGUUUUGAAGAUCUUUUUGUCACUAUUAUUAGUAAUUUUCUAUCUAUGGUAUGUCCAGUUUUUAAAAUACUUUAUGAUUUAAGACUUUAAAUCAUAAAAUGUCUGUUUAGCUGAUUAGUUCUCCCCUAUACUUCUAAAUGAGAAAUUGUACAGUACAAGAGUUGUUCAUUGGGAUUAGAUUUAUUAACCUAGUUACCUACUAGUUUGACAUCUUAGGAAGGAGGUAAUUGGUUUUUUUUUAAUGAUGGAUAAACUUGUGCUGGUGUUUUGGAUCUUAUGAUGCUGAGCAUGUUCUGCACUGGUGCUAAUGUUUAACAUAAUUUUAUAUUUACAAAUAUACCUGCUACCCAGAGGCAAGUAUUAAUUUAGUCCAUAUGGACUUUUACCCCUCUUGAGAUUGCAACAUACACACUCCUAAACACACUCAUACAUAAGUGUGUUUAGACUUAGAAGUAUCUUAACUCAUUUCUGGACAUGAAUGUGUUAUAAACCUCCUGAUUCUAGCAACAUAUAAAAAAACACUGCUAUUAAAAACCCAUCACAAGUUCUAUUCAUUGUCAGCCAUUGCUGGCAUUCUGUCACUAGAGAAUACACAGCAAUAUCUGGUAUGUUGCAAGCUUUCAAGAUAGCUUGGAAUUUAAAAGUUGGUCCAUUAGUUGUAUCUGAUGGAUGUAAAUUUGCCUCCUAGUUCACUUUGUGUCAAGAGCUAAAACUGUGAACCUAACUUUCUCUUAUUGGUGGGUAAUAACUGAAAAUAAAGAUUUUAUUUUCAUGCUCA